Molecule: messenger RNA, 3144 nt
Organism: Anolis sagrei ordinatus
Lineage: Eukaryota; Metazoa; Chordata; Lepidosauria; Squamata; Anolidae
Gene: GALNT17
Product: polypeptide N-acetylgalactosaminyltransferase 17
Biological process (GO): protein O-linked glycosylation
Cellular component (GO): Golgi apparatus
Molecular function (GO): polypeptide N-acetylgalactosaminyltransferase activity
Source: RefSeq, a predicted model, not a curated record
AGGAAGGAAAGAGGGGGGGGUCUUCCCUCCAAGGAGCACCUGCUUCCGUCCCUUUCUUUGCUUGGAUGCGGCUUCAGGGUUGAGUCCAAGCCAGGACCGGUUUUGGUGUCACCUCUUUUGGAUGCUCUCCUCUGCAACCCUUCAAGCUCUUGAAGCAGAACCAUCCAGACAAAACAAAGCUUGAGAUUGGGAAGGAAAGCCUCUUAUUGUCAUGAUCCCUCCAUCUUUAUCAUCAUCACUCCAUCUUUUCUUACCCUAGCAUGGCCUUCGGGUCUCCUCCAAAGCCUCCUCCAAAGCCAGCUCCUUCUGGGCACGUUUGGGACCCUUUCUUCCCCCUUCUCCGUUCUUCUUAGGACAUCCCAUGCCCUUUUGAGCCAACCGAGGACAAUGUUGUGAUGUUGGAGGUGGCUUAAGGCUCUCCACAUUGUAGGUUCCAAGCUCAGGGCCCACCUAACGCUCCAGAUUGGGCGAGUGAGUCACGACGACAACGCUGCACCGUUGGUUCCAAUCUCUGGGCCCACCUCAAGCUUGGGCCAGAUCGGGCGAGUGAGUCACGACGACGACAACAACGCUGCAGUCGUGGGUUGCUUCCCUGUGGAUCGCAUUUGGAACAAGAAGCCCACAGCAUCAAGGAUUGAAAGAACGAGAGACCGAUACCAACCUUGAUCCCAAAGCCCCAAGGAUGUUAUAAUGGAUUUGGAGACGUUGCUUUGGGGAUCUCCAGACAGCAAUGCCUGGAUUGUUUACAAGUUGACUGUUUUGCCUUUCUUUAAUCCCACCUUCCCAUCUGCAAACUUGUGAAAGAGCCCAGCUGUCCAAACAGUGGACCUGCCAAGGACAGGCAAUGUGUGCUCACCUUGAGGGCCCACCACCUACUGCUGUUGCUGAAACCAGGUGGAGAACGGGCCCUUCUGCUUCUGUUCCCACCACUGCUGUGGGUUUGGUCUCGCCGAAACAGUAACCCAAGGUGGACCUCGUUCUUUGAUGGCUUCUCUGCGGAGAGUGAAAGUCUUGCUGGUCUUGAACCUCAUCGCCGUGGCGGGCUUUGUCCUCUUCCUGGCCAAGUGUCGGCCCAUCGCGGUCAAACAUGGGGAGGCCUUCCACGAGGUGCGGCCCAGAGCGGGAGCCGCCAAUCUCUCCAACAUCCCCGUCCAGGACACCGUCUUGAAGAGGCUGUCCCUCCUUGAAGACAUUGUCUAUCGCCAGCUCAACGGUCUGUCCAAAUCCUUGGGGCUCAUUGAAGGCUAUGGUGGCCGUGGCAAAGGUGGCUUGCCUGCCACCCUUUCCCCUGGCGAGGAAGAGAAAGCAAAGGGACCCCAUGAGAAAUAUGGCUACAAUUCCUACCUGAGUGAAAAAAUAUCACUGGACCGCACGAUACCAGAUUAUCGACCAACCAAGUGUAAAGAGCUGAAAUACCCAAAGGAUCUCCCACAGAUUUCUAUUAUUUUUAUCUUUGUGAACGAGGCGUUAUCAGUCAUUCUGCGUUCGGUUCACAGUGCGGUGAAUCAUACUCCGGCUCACCUAUUGAAAGAGAUCAUUCUUGUAGAUGACAACAGUGACGAAGAGGAAUUGAAGGCACCACUAGAAGAAUACGUCAAUAAGCGGUACCCUGGCCUUGUGAAAGUAGUACGAAACCGGAAAAGGGAAGGCCUGAUCCGGGCUCGAAUUGAAGGAUGGAAAGUUGCAUCAGGUCAGAUCACUGGCUUCUUUGAUGCUCACGUCGAAUUCACAGCAGGCUGGGCUGAGCCUGUUCUCUCACGAAUCCAGGAAAACCGGAAAAGAGUCAUCCUUCCUUCUAUUGAUAAUAUCAAGCAGGAUACGUUUGAGGUUCAACGCUAUGAAAAUUCAGCCCAUGGAUACAGUUGGGAACUCUGGUGCAUGUACAUCAGUCCCCCAAAGGAUUGGUGGGAUGCUGGAGAUCCUUCCUUGCCAAUCAGGACUCCGGCUAUGAUUGGGUGCUCUUUUGUGGUGAACCGACAGUUCUUUGGUGAAAUUGGUCUUCUUGAUCCAGGAAUGGAUGUUUACGGUGGAGAGAAUAUUGAGCUUGGCAUUAAGGUAUGGCUCUGCGGAGGUAGCAUGGAAGUCCUUCCAUGUUCUCGGGUUGCACACAUUGAACGUAAGAAGAAGCCUUACAACAACAACAUUGGCUUCUACACGAAGAGGAAUGCCUUGCGGGUGGCCGAGGUGUGGAUGGACGAUUACAAGUCUCAUGUAUACAUUGCGUGGAAUCUUCCUCUGGAGAACCCGGGAAUUGACAUCGGAGACGUUUCUGAGCGAAAAGCCCUCCGAAAAAAUCUGAAGUGUAAGAACUUCCAAUGGUAUCUGGACCAUGUCUACCCAGAAAUGAGAAGAUAUAAUAAUACUGUCGCUUAUGGAGAGCUACGCAAUAAUAAAGUGAAAGACGUCUGCCUCGAUCAAGGACCACAGGAAAACCACACCGCAAUCCUGUAUCCAUGUCAUGGAUGGGGACCUCAGCUUGCCCGCUAUACCAAAGAAGGAAUUCUUCAUUUGGGUGCCCUUGGGACCACAGUCCUCUUGCCAGACACUCGCUGCUUGGUGGAUAAUAUGAAGAGCCGGUACCCUCAGCUCCUCGACUGUGACAAAGUGAAGAGCAGCCUGCACAAGCGGUGGAGUUUUAUCCAGCAUGGUGCGAUUCUAAAUAAAGGGACAGGACGCUGCUUAGAAGUUGAGAACAAAGGCAUUUCAGGUAUGGAGCUUAUUCUUCGAAGCUGCACGGGACAAAGGUGGACCAUUAAAAACAUUAUCAAUUGAAAGAAAAAAACGUCCUUCUUGAGCAAAGGAAGAUUUCGCAAAGACACCUUUCAACAAACUCUGCUCUGUUCAGAAUAUCAGGGAAGACUCUUUAUGGGAAGGGAAGAUUUACAUUUUUUAACUUGAUUACCUCUCUGCUGACGCCAACGGGAUGGCUGAAAAAAAAAAAUCCUCUCCAUGUGAAUAUUUCAUCACGCAAGACAUUUCGCAAGGAUUGUAAUUUAUGCGUGUAAAUGCUUCUGAGAUUGCAACAAACAUAUCGGAACAAUGGUUUUUAGCGGCGAGCGCGUUUUGUUCCUAGAGAGAGGGAGGAAUCGCAAAUGUAACGGCAACCAUUUCUCCAGGAUGACUUCGAAUAAAUUCUCAAGCUUA